This is a messenger RNA of Grammomys surdaster, 1112 nucleotides long. Its product is annotated as acrosomal protein SP-10-like. Bases 93 to 890 code for a protein of 265 amino acids. The transcript has 4 exons. Lineage: Eukaryota; Metazoa; Chordata; Mammalia; Rodentia; Muridae. The record is from RefSeq and is a predicted model, not a curated record.
AGAGGCUCUGAUUCAACACUAGGAGUGUUUGCUCAGUUUCUUCUCAGCUCUUGAGUGUGCCACAUUAGAGAUCUUUCUUUUCCUAAAUCAAAAUGAAGGCGUUAAUCUUACUGGGUCUUUAUCUGCUUGGAUCUGCCAGAGGAGCACCGCCAGGUCAGCCUGAUGAGCUUCUAGACUCUGUAGACCACCAGGCUUCGGUUCAGCAACUUUCAAGUGAGUAUUUCUCACUCGCAAACCCUUCAGAUGCCGAGGCUUUAUAUGAAACUUCUUCAGGUGAGAAGACUCUGAGUGGUCAUAGCUCAAGUGACCACGAGUCGGGUGAGCAUGCAGUAGCUGAACAUUCUACAGGUGAGCACUCGUCAGGAGAACACACUUCCGGGGAGUCUUCAGAGCACAUGUCAGGUGAGCACAUGUCAGGAGAACAUACUUCGGGGGAGCACACUUCGGGGGAGCACGCGUCCACCGAGCACACUUCAAGCGAACAACCUGCAACUGAACAGUCCUCGAAUGAGCAGUCUUCCGAAGGAUCUUCAGGCGAACAAGUUUCAGGUGAAAAGCUUGAAGAGGCAGGUGAACAGGUGUCUAGCGAGACAAAUGACAAAGGAAAUGAGGCUAUGAGUACACCACUUCCAAGCACAUCUUCAGACGUAUCAAUAAAUUGCCACACGUGUGCUUAUAUGAAUGACGAUGCAAAAUGCCUCCGUGGAGAAGGAAUAUGCACCACUCAAAAUUCCCAGCAGUGCAUGCUAAAGAAGAUCUUUGAAGGUGGAAAACUCCAGUUCAUGGUUCAAGGGUGUGAGAACAUGUGCCCAUCGAUGAACCUCUUCUCUCAUGGAACAAGAAUGCAAAUUAUGUGCUGUCGGAAUGAACCUCUCUGCAACAAGGUCUAGCAGUCUGUGCCCUACUUCUGGCUCUGACUCGGGCAGCUUCACCAACUCUACUUGGCUCAGUUCAUGCUCAACUUCAACAACCAAUCACAUCGGGCUCUGCCUGAUCACCAGAUAAGAAGCUCAACCUUUCUUUCUCAACACCUCAUUGCCUAUGCUCUCUGCCUUACUCUGCUCCCAUCUUUCCCCAGAUGUUCUUUUUUGCAAUAAAUUGCGAUUAAAGAA